AUGCUCCACUCCAAACCCACUGCCCCAAUCCUGCUAUCUCUCUUCGCCUCCUUCAGCUCUGCCUUGGCACAGAGUAGCAGCGGCAGCAGCACCAGCGACCUCCCCGCUCCCAUCGUCGGGUGCACAGACGUCUCGUGCCCCAAUGACGGCUGGGACUCGUGCACCGUCGCAGACAACACCUUUGUCGGCGUUGGUCUCGCCCGCAUCGCUGACAUCCCCUCCUCACUAUCCGGGCUCUCUCUAGUCAAGGGCGUGAAUAUCUCCGAGUCCGGAGAUCCAGACAGCAGCACGCACGGCGCCGACGAAACCCGCCCUUACAAGUCCGUCUACUACCUGGGCACGCCCUCAAACCUCGACAACUCCGCGCUAUCCGGGUGUGCGGUUGUCUUCAACGACCCGCCAACGCGCCACUUUGAGGAGCCCAAAAUCAACGGGUCUUCUGUGAAUGUCGAUACCCGUGCGGCGACGGGGUCGUGCCCCGACGUCAUUGAGCAGAGUUGUAUCAAUGCUCUGACUCGCCAAGCGCGCGAGCUAGACUACGGAAGAGCCGGCUCGAACUCUACUGGCAGUGGAAGUCCCUGCGAUGCACUCGAGCGGGCCCUGCGCGACAAUGCGCCUAAAGAGUGUGGCGACUUGACUGGGGCCGGUGAUGGCUUGGGCGAGUUUAGUGUCGUCUCGCUGGGUGAUGCGUCGGAGAUUUCGGCGCAGCAGAAUUCGUCUUCGAAUUGUUGGCCUGUUUUGCCCAAGAGUGAUGCAUUGUUGCAGUUUGCUGAGGAUACUGUGAGGAACAACUACACCAACGAAGCAAACCUCGCAGAGGUGUACAAAAUCACCCCCAUCCUUACCGUCUUCACCUCUGGCAGCGGCAACAACAGUCUUGUUGACGAGACCUCCGCGCAGCUCACCUGCCUCAAGGUCGUGACGACACAGAAUACCGAGAAUGCAGAGAAUGCAACGGAUGCCGAUGGUGGGGAGGACGCGGCUUCGCUGUCGAGGGUCAACGUGCUUGGUGUGACUGCGGCAGCGCUCGGUGCUGCUAUUUUCUCGCUGCUGUAG
Molecule: messenger RNA, 1056 nt
Organism: Aspergillus calidoustus
Lineage: Eukaryota; Fungi; Ascomycota; Eurotiomycetes; Eurotiales; Aspergillaceae
Source: the annotation of a GenBank genome assembly